CGCUCUAACAGAGGGGUCUCUGGGUGCAGCCAUAGGAAGGAGCUCAUUAGCAUUUCUUGGAGUAAACGCAUCUUCGUCAUCAGGACUUGUUUAUUUUAAUCCGAGGAUUCGCGUCAUUACGAGCCGCGCGCGCAUUCCUCAGCAGGAUUUGCGCACCACCAAACAAAAUUGCAUUUUUUUUUUCAUGUCCACGAGAGCGAUGUUUUAAUUUUGCUGCCCACGAGACGAGCUUUCAGAGUCAUGCACGAGCGGCUACUGGCGGAUCGUUUCAUCUGAGAUUCAAAAAAUGGAACAACAGCAGCUCUCCAAGCCGGAGUGCAGAAACAUGGAUGCGUGUCUGAGGAGGCUGAAACAAGAGCUGGUGUCUAUGAAAGAAGCUGGAGAUGGCCUUCACGCUCAGAUGAAUUCAAUGAUGGGAGCCCUACAGGAACUCAAGCUUCUUCAAGUCCAGACAGCACUAGAGAGCCUAGACAUUUCCGGUCGACCCAUCAACCGAGGAAUCCCACAUCCUCCUGCUCCACCAGCUCCUCCUGAACCAUCAGCUACGACGGUUUUGACCUCAAGCAACAAUUGCAGUUCCGGUUUCAGCCAAACCAUGCCCGAGGUUCCCAGUCCAAGUCCAAUGCAAAGUCCAGUGCCAUCACUAGAGAGCAGAAACACGUUCAGUCGAAGUGAAAGGAACUUGUCCCGAAACAGAAGCAGCAUGGGUACUUCGUCUUCCUCAGCAACCAGCCUCGAAAGUGAAAGCGAGUCGAGUGAAAGGAGCACGAGAAGUGAUAACAACCUUGAGUCUAUACCUAAAAGAUGGUCAGGGUACACUGCCCCGCAGGUGGAUUUUUACGGACCAAUGGUUGGGAACCCUCCACCAGAGCCCUACCCUCAUCAACCGGCUCCCCAUCGUGGCCAGGUGGUUGACCUGCCUGGAAUCCUUUACAGUCUCUCCAGAGAGGGCCCUUCAUUGGACAGCGACUACUCCCAAGAAAGCACAGAUGACGGGAGCGACUGGACGUCUUCACUCAUGAGCCGCAGUCGCAACCGUCAGCCCUUAGUCCUCGGCGACAACGUCUUCGCUGACCUCGUUGGCAACUGGCUUGACUUGCCUGAGGUGGAGAGGGAAGACAUGGAGGAGGACGACAGGAGGAAAAGGACAGUUGAUGGAGGGGCAGACAGACCGGACACCCCGGCACAUCCUCUUCAUAACAGUCGCUCACAAGAGAUCUGCAGGAAGUUCUCAUUAACCACAAACAUCUUCAAGAAGUUCCUGCGCAGCGUCCGGCCUGACAGGGACAAGCUCCUGAAAGAAAGGCCAGGCUGGAUGGCUCCUGAAGUGUCGGAAGGCGACCUUGUGAAGCGACCUAAGAAACUGGUUCCAAAAAAUUCAAAAGGCAGCUUCUACCUGCCUUUUUGGGCAAACGGACAACAGAGCAAAGGCAAGAUGUGUCCGCAUCUAGCCGAAGAAGAGAGGAACCACCACCAACACCACUUCACCCAGGUCCACCAACAGCCAUUCGGUGGGAUUUACAUAGACAGGAGACACCAAGAGACUGGACUUGAGAAAAUGCAGCCCUUGUUUGACUACAACACAGCUGUGUGGGUCUGACAGUGAGUCCUACAGACUGCCAGGGAUGCCAGGCUGAGUGAAUGACAGGUGCAGGGGGAUUUAGUGCUGGAUGGGGGCAUGAAUGAGUGAUUGAACCAAAUGAUAGGCUUGGACAAAUAUGCUCCAAACAUGAACCAAUGAACUUCAUACCCCGACAAAAUUAUCAGGGCGUCAUUUUGUCCGACAAUCCAAAAAAAAACCUGAACCUCGUUUGUUGCGUGUCUGGGAUUGUGAGCAAGUGAGACGAUGCUACAGGAAAGCUUUUUUGUGGACCUAUGCUGCAAGUUUUGUAUUACUCUUAUUCUUCCCAUUUGUGUGUGCAUGUACAUGUAUGACUGCUUCUCUGGAUGUCUUAAAGACGGUACUUUGAAAUGUUUCUCAGAAUGUCACCAUCACCACCAGAUCUUUAAAAAAUAACCACAAACUUCUUCACUUCCAAACUACGGGGCAUACUCUUGAGUAUUUCACUCCUUUGCAUCUAUGAAUGGAAACACCAACUGUUGGAUUGCAUGGUUUCUGUUUUUAUAAGCGAUUCUACAAACAGCUGUUACUGAACGCACUGCCACUAGAUUCAGCUAUAAGCUUCCUUUUGUUUCCAGUGGGCCUUGACGCCUUGGAAACUCAGGUUUUUACUUCAUCUGUUGGUCUCAUUCACCUUUCUCAGGGAGUGAAUGUAUCACAGGAGGAAACUAUGAGACACUUCCACAUUUUAAUGGGUUUUAAUACAGUUUAAAGAAGCCUCACGUCAUCGCAUCUUAGCAGCAAUACAGUGCAUGACUAGUUCAAAGAUUGCACAUUAAACUUCCCUCGUAAUCAGCUAGUUUUGCUAGCUAUCCUGGAAAUAGUCAUUUUUCUCUGCCAUGUAGGCGUGGCACAUGUUGAGUCAACUGUCAGUCCUCCUGGCUUGUUAGGCAGAAAGAGGAGGGGUAAAGAUGGCACAGGAAAUACUGACUGACUGACCGCCAUCUGCUACCGGGUCAUUAUGUAAAGCUUGGUCGUCACAGACUCAAAAAGAUGCAAAAACUGGCUUGUUUAAUCCAGAAGCUCUGCGGAUUAUGAUGAUGGUGUUACAUACUGUAUAUAGACACACAGGUGAAUACAUAACAGGGCUGUGACAGUGACAAGAGACAAAACGGAGGUAAAGACCUGUAAUUUCUAUCAGACAGGCUUGAGAGAAUGUACAGAGUAUUGUACAUAUUUGUCAUUGAUGUAACAGCAGCAAUAACACAUUUACUGUAAUAUCCCAUCGCAUGGUUUUCAUUAUUCUGCACAGAUAAAUGUCACAGUAAUAUUGCAGUUCAUACCAUGAAUCAUAACGGCAAUGCUACACUUGUAUUUAAAACACAAACUGAUGAGUUUAUCUCUUGACUUCUCUUGUUUCAUAAUGUGCAAUUUCAGUGUUUUUCAUUUCAAGCAGCAUUGAGGUAGUUUAUAAAAAAUACAGCUUCUUUCACAAAUUCACAUUAAUAUAAAAUUCCCUCAGGAUUACUAACAAUACUGCCCGCAUUGACUCGAUGUACUUUGAUAUAUAGAGGACCACUGAUAUGCAAAGACAAUCGAAUACACCAACUUUAAUUGUUAUUAAAAAAAUGUUAAUUUCACUCCGUUUUCUUCAGGAUCCCAGACCAAUCAACUUAGCCAGCAGGGAUUAGGCCUCAGGUCUUUUGAGUGUCUUGGCCAGUCCAUCCAUAUGGUGUUGUCUCAGUAUUCAGGUCAAUACAUACCACACACUCAGAGGGUCUAACAAACACAACACAAAGACAGUGUCUAUUGAGAUGGUCAGGACGCACAGUCUGAGAUGUCAUAUCACACAAUCUGUGUAUGUAAAUGUAACAAUUAUCUCUUCCUAUUUACAGUUGUCCGAGUGUGUUUUCAGCACUGUUGUUGAUAUUUUUCAUCAGGGUUCUGAGAACCUUCAGUAGUGAUUUUGUGUCAUGUGAACUGUAACACUGUCACUGACUCUUUGUAAAUUAAAUUUGUUUUCAGAAUGGAUUGUUUCUCA
This is a messenger RNA of Cheilinus undulatus (humphead wrasse), 3602 nucleotides long. RefSeq names its product inka box actin regulator 2 (gene inka2). Gene Ontology annotation, molecular function: protein kinase binding; protein serine/threonine kinase inhibitor activity. The coding region runs from base 287 to 1600 and encodes 437 amino acids. The record is from RefSeq and is a predicted model, not a curated record. The transcript is spliced from 2 exons. Lineage: Eukaryota; Metazoa; Chordata; Actinopteri; Labriformes; Labridae. Gene Ontology annotation, cellular component: nucleus.